AUGGUUGGACAAUGUGCUCCACGUCUGGACAUGGGGUGCAAACUGCCAUGCCAGAAAGAAUCACCGGACUACGACCUGAUCGCGACCGCAAACCAUCACGGCUCUGUCCACGGGGGGCACUACACGGCCACUGCUAAGAACCGGGUAAGCGGAGACUGGAACCUGUUUAAUGACGAGCGGGUGGAGGGGCUGGAGGCCAACGAGGUGCAGGCGGCAUCGGCUUAUGUGCUCUUCUACACCAAGAUGUCAACGUUGGAAGAGUCGGUACAAGACAACGAGGACGUCGAAGGCGUGCAAGGCCAACAGCAGCAGGGGCCGGAUGGGGCGGGGAAAACCAACGCCACGAGUACCUCCAGCGCAGUCGGCGGCGGCGGCGGGCGGCGGAAUAGGAGGAGCACUAGCCCUGCCGUGAUGGGCGAAGGUUCUUCGGCGUUGUCGGGUGUAGGCGGUGAGGUGGACCCCAAGCCUGGUUCACCGAAGCGGUCGGUGGCCGUGGUGAGGAGGCAAUCCGUUUCAAAGCCCCACAACUGGCCGCAUCUUCACACGGACGAGUUCGAGCCCUCCUUCCAGCCGGCGUUUCAGCCUCCAGGUUCGGCGGGGUUGCGGUUACCGGCCUCGCAGGUGAUGGAGGUGUGUCUACCGGGCGAUGAACCGGGGGUUUCAUCAGCGACAGGGGCCAACAACCGUGGCAGCAGCGGCGGCGGCUCACCAUCAGGAAACGGCAUGCUGACCCGGUCCAUGGCCGAGCACGGCUACGGCAGUCCUCUUUCCCAGGGAAACGAGACAGGAGUAACGCUCCCAGACGUCCACCGUGACUCUCCAACUCGUUCUGCGGGGGGUGGGGUCGCAGACACCGGAGCCCCCGGCGGUUCGAGGCAAAAACACGGAAAUUUACGCGGCGGUGGCGGCGGGGCCGGCGACGGCGACACCGUUUCGGGACGCCCGAGCUAGCAACGAUUGUCGCUCCCCCCCAUUCCCGAGGAUGAUUCCUCGGGCCC
Messenger RNA from Ectocarpus siliculosus, 998 nucleotides. NCBI's taxonomy places the organism in Eukaryota, Phaeophyceae, Ectocarpales, Ectocarpaceae. The record is from the annotation of a GenBank genome assembly.